This is a messenger RNA of Stegostoma tigrinum, 1696 nucleotides long. Its product is annotated as myosin-binding protein H-like. The record is from RefSeq and is a predicted model, not a curated record. Gene Ontology annotation, molecular function: protein binding. NCBI's taxonomy places the organism in Eukaryota, Metazoa, Chordata, Chondrichthyes, Orectolobiformes, Stegostomatidae. The coding region runs from base 93 to 1442 and encodes 449 amino acids. The transcript has 12 exons.
UGGUGCAUAUAAAGAGCCGCGAACAGAGCGGCCCCAUCCCGCUCUGUGCCCCUUCUGUUCCGUCUCUGUCAAACUUCUCAGACUUGGAGAAUAUGUCUCCCAGCCCGCCCGCGGCAUCCGAGAUCCCCUUGGAGGUACCUGAAGGGCAGCCUUUGGAUCUGGCUGUUGAUGAUGUGACUGGCACCUCGCUGACCCUCAACUGGAACCCGCCCAUGUACAUUGGUCCUGCUGGGCUGGCAGGAUACCUUGUGGAAUAUCGCAAGGAAAGCAAUGAAACUUGGGUUGCUGUGAAUAAGGAAGUUACCACAAAAACCGUUUUGGUGAUUAAAAACCUGACUGAAGGCGACAAGGUGCAGCCUCGGGUUAAAGCAGUUCAUGGUGACGGUGGAAUAGGCACUGCUGUAUUUCCGGACUCUGUGCUCAUCAGGCAGUCCAUUGAUCCUCCCAAAAUCCGACUGCCUCGCAAUUUGAGGGAAACCUUUGUUCGGGAAGCUGGGCAGCCAUUAAACCUGUCCAUACCUAUCCAGGGCAAUCCUCAACCUUCCAUCACCUGGACAAAAGAUGAGCAGCCUGUGGACCAGGCACGUGUGAACAUCCGGAAUAGCCCCAGGGAUACUAUCCUAUUCAUCAGGAAACUGGAAAGAAAGGAUUCGGGGAAGUACAAGCUGACAGCACAGACAGACAGCCUGGUGGAUGAAGUGGCCAUUGACAUCCAGGUUGUGGAGAAACCUGGCCCUCCACAGAACUUGAAGAUGCUCGACGUGUGGGGAUUUAAUGUGGCACUGGAAUGGCAGCCACCUGCUGACAAUGGAAACGCUGAGGUCAAUGGCUAUACCAUUCAGAAAGCUGACAAGAAAACAGGGGAAUGGUUCACUGUGAUUGAGAAGUGCCAUCCCUGCUCCUACACUGUCUCCAACCUGGUGAUGGGCAAUCGGUACAACUUCCGGGUCUUCUCUGAGAACCUGUGUGGACUGAGUGAGACAGCAGCACAGUGCAAGGAUACAGCUAACAUCCCCAAAAUAAGUAGCCCAUAUAAUGCCCCUGUGUACCAAGAGAAAGACUUCAAUGAAGCCCCUAAAUUUACGCAGCCUCCAGUGGACAAGACUGCAACUGAGGGAUUCACCACCAAACUCUUCUGCAGUGUCCGAGGAAAUCCCAAGCCCAGAAUCAGUUGGCUGAAGAAUCAGAUGUUGAUUGACCAAAACCCCAAGUUCAGAAUUCUGACCAACGAAGGGAUCUGUACACUGGAGAUCCGCAAGCCCAGCACCUUUGAUGGAGGAGUCUACACAUGUAGAGCAGUCAAUGCACUUGGAGAAGCAGUAGCAGACUGCAGGCUCAAUGUGAAAAAUGAAACAAAGCUGGGUGGGACGGUGAGCUGUAAGGAGGAUGCAGAAAUGUUGCAGUGUGAUUUGAACAAGCUGACUGUCACUGUGUCCCAGUGAGGAUGGAAACCAUUGGAACCAGCUGAAGACAAGUGCGUUUAUCUUGCCUCUUGCCUCAUAGACCUGAAGGUCAGGCCCCAGCUAUCUUUGCUGCUGAGCUCGGUCAAAAUUAGGAGUGUUUAUUGAGAGAUUUAUGUGUCCCUUAACCCCACUGUGAGCUGGACAAUGGGUAAAUCUUCCCUUGUCUUGUCUGUUUCCUAAAAUGAUAACAUUUAAAAUAUUGUGUGACGUUAAUAAAAUGGACAAAAAUUGAA